UUGAUACAAAAAAUUGACAAAUACGCCGGUUCGUCAUUCCUAGUAACUAUUACAUCUACAGAAGAAAAUAUCGACUUUAUAAAGGCUGAGUAAAGAAUAAAGAAGAUGGCGAACUCGAACUAACCAAAACAUUGCAUGCAUUUAUUCUUUUUAAAAAAAUUGUUAGAUUUUUUCUACAAAUUUUUUCUUUUACAAAAAUGGACGAUUUAGAAGAAUUAGAAGACAUUGAAAUCAUAUAUUCGGACGACGAAGAUGAUCAUUUCGAAAUGGAAGAGGACCCGGAAACACGCCAAACGGAGACUGAAAUUGAAAUUAAAGACAUGUCUCUGUUAACUUUUGCAAAUCAUCAAAAAUCGGUUUUCGCCACCGACGUAAGUAAAGACGACGUAUUAGCAGUUACUGGAGGAGAAGACGACAUUGCCUUUGUGUGGAACACAGAUUCUGGAGAUAUUUUAUUUGACUGCAAGGGUCAUAAAGAUUCCGUGACCGAAGUGGCAUUUAACUUAAAUAAUAAAUACCUAGCGACCGGAGACAUGGCGGGCAUGAUCCAGAUUUGGAAUGUUAAAGAAAAAAAGCUCGCAUGGUGUUUAGAAGCUGAUGAUAUGGAAUGGCUAAUGUGGCAUCCUUUGAUUAACGUUAUAAUGUGCGGUUGCCAAACUGGCAACAUUUACAUCUGGGAAAUACCAUCAAAAAAUUGCAAAGUGCUGCCAUCACCUGGUUUUUGCCCGUGCACUAGUGGCAAGGUGCUAGCUGGAGGCAAACAUUUGUUGACUAGUUAUGGAAAUGGGCAUGUUAAAAUGUGGGCUUUAAAGGAGGGAAAUAUUAUGUGGACCAACAGUGACAAUGCAACAGUUAAUAAUAUAGAGAUUAAUUGUGAUGACUCUUUGAUUGUAGUCAUACCCAGUGGUAAAAUUAUUAGAGCAAGUGAUGGAAAAACCAUGGGGACUGUUAUGUUGGAUGGGCAAAUUGAAAUUGAAGCUGCUCUGUUUAGUAAAGACUCUGACAUUAUCAUAACGGGAUCCUUGUCAGGACAGUUAUGUGUAUGGCAACUUGGAAAAUAUACAAUUAGGCAUCAGGCUAAAAUUGACUGCGCUGUAACUGUUUUAAGAUGGAGCCACUUGGGAAAUGCAAUUAUUGGCACCACUGAUGGAGAUAUUUAUAUAUGCAACCCCAAAAGUGGGACUCUGGUGCAGACCCUGACCGGACAUAGGUCAGAUAUUUUAAGUAUAUCGGUAUUUAACAAUGCAAAUAAAAUUUUGACUUCAUCUGAUGAUGGAAGUGCCAAAAUUUUUAUUCUUGACAAUUAAAGAGUGAUUUAUAUUAAAAUUAUAUAUUUAUAUUUUGUUGAAUAAAAAGUGUUUUAUUUGCUUCUUUUUUAUUGAAAUCUGGUGGAGAUAAAGAAUUCACAUAAUUCUAAUGUUUUAAUU
Molecule: messenger RNA, 1427 nt
Organism: Cylas formicarius (sweet potato weevil)
Lineage: Eukaryota; Metazoa; Arthropoda; Insecta; Coleoptera; Brentidae
Product: angio-associated migratory cell protein
Exons: 1
Coding region: 198-1307 (369 amino acids)
Molecular function (GO): protein binding
Source: RefSeq, a predicted model, not a curated record